ACUAUUUUAUAGCUUUCAAAACAAGAAUAAAUUUAACAAAGUUGAAAGUAACUAUUUUGCUUCUAUUCGAAUUUUGAAUUAUGAGAUUGAUGUAAAAACAUCUAAUGAUUUUUAUGAAUCAUUUAGCACUUUAGUUAUAUUGAUAAAAAAAUGUUAUAAAUUAAAAUAUCUUUUAUUGAACAUUUCAAAUUUAAGUCAAUUAGACAAAAACUUAGUAGAAAAAAUACAAAAUAUGCUAAAUAAAAGAGAGAUUUGGACAAAUUGUAAAAGUUUGAAAGUCUUGCAAUUAAAAAAUUAUGAUUUUCCAAAAGAGUUUUUAAAGUCUAUUUACAAAAUUACUACAUUAUUAGACCUUGACAUACAAGGAUGUAUGAACUUGCUCACAUUACCAAAUGAAAUGCAUACUAUGUCAUCAUUAACAAACCUCAAUAUUCUAAGAUGUUCAAAAUUGAAAGUAUUACCAAAUUCAUUAGGAAGAAUUACUACUUUAAAACAAUUGAAUAUACGUAAGUGUUUUAGCUUAACAUCAUUGCCAAAUGAACUAGGCAAUCUUAUAUCUUUGACUACACUAGAUAUAUCUAAGUGCUCAAGCUUGACAUCAUUGCCAAAUGAACUUGACAACCUUACAUCUUUGACUAUACUUAAUAUAUCUUCGUGCUCAAGCUUGACAUCAUUACCAAAUGAACUAGGUAAUCUUACAUCUUUGAUUGAACUUGAUAUAUCUAAAUGCUCAUGCUUGACAUUACUGCCAAUUGAAUUAGGCAACCUUAUAUCUUUGACUAAAUUUGAUAUAUCUUCGUGCUCAUAUUUGAUAUCAUUACCCAAUGAACUAGGCAAUCUUACAUCUUUGACUAAACUUGAUAUAUCUUCGUGCUCACGCUUGACAUCAUUGCCAAAUGAACUUGGCAACCUUACAUCUUUGACUACACUUAAUAUAUCUUUGUGCUCAAGCUUGACGUCAUUGCCAAAUGAACUAGGCAAUCUUACAUCUUUGAUUGAACUUGAUAUAUCUAAAUGCUCACGCCUGACAUUACUGCCAAUUGAACUAGGCAACCUUAUAUCUUUGACUAAAUUUGAUAUAUCUUCAUGCUUACACUUGAUAUUAUUACCAAAUGAACUAGGCAAUCUUAUAUCUUUGAUUGAACUUGAUAUAUCUUUGUGCUCAAGCUUGACAUCAUUGCCAAAUGAAUUAGGCAACCUUACAUCUUUGACUACACUUAAUAUAUCUCAAUGCUCCCACUUGACAUCAUUGCCAAAUGAACUAGGAAACUUAACAUCUUUGACUAAACUUGAUAUAUCUUCAUGCUCAAGUUUGACAUCAUUGCCAAAUGAACUAAGCAAUCUUAUAUCAUUGACUAAACUUGAUAUAUCUUGGUGCUCAAGCUUGAUAUCAUUGCCAAAUGAACUAGGCAACCUUACAUCUUUGACUAAACUUGAUAUAUCUUCAUGCCUAAAUUUGAUAUUAUUGCCAAAUAAAUUAAGAAAACUUAUUUAUUUGACUGCACUUGAUAUAUCUUCUUGUAUUAAAUUAAAGUCAUUGCCAGAAGAUAUUUCAAAUCUUACAUCUUUGCUCACAUUGAAUCUAUCUGGAUGCAUAAAUUUAACAUCAUUGCCAGAUGGAUUGAACAACUUAACAUCAUUGACUACAAUUAAUUUAUUUUGGUGCUUAAGAUUAAUAUCAUUGCCAAAUAGAUUAGACAACCUUACUUCUUUUAGUGCUCUUGAUAAGUUUGAGUGUUUAAGCUUCAAAACAAUGUCAUAUGUAUUUAAAAAUCUCAAAUCUCUAACUACACUUAAUUUAAGUGAAAAGCCAUUGUUGACAAUUAUUCCUGUUAUAUCACAUAGUCUUACAUCAUUGACUACACUUAAAAUAUUUGAGUAUUCAAGCUUGGUAUCAUUGCCAAAUGAACUAGGUAACAUUACAUCUUUGACUACACUUGAUAUAUCUUGGUGCUUAAGCUUGACAUCAUUGCCAAAAGAAUUAGGCAAUCUUAUAUCUUUGACUACAAUUAAUAUAUCUUGGUGCUUAAAUUUGACAUCAUUGCCAAGUGAACUAGGCAAUCUUACAUCUUUGACUAAAAUUGAUAUAUCUAAAUGUGCAAGGUUGAUAUCAUUGCCAAAUGAACUAGGUAAUCUUACAUUUUUGACUAUACUUAAAAUGUCUUUGUGCUCAAGCUUGAUAUCAUUGCCAAAUGAAUUUGGAAACUUUACAUCUUUAACUACACUUGAUAUAUCUGGAUAUUCAAGCUUAACAUCAUUACCAAAUGAACUUGGAAACCUUAUAUUAUUGACUACACUUAAUAUAUCUAGGUGUUCAAGCUUGGCAUCAUUGCCAAAUGAACUAGGCAACCUUACAUCAUUGACUAUUCUUGGUAUAUCUUGGUGCUCAAGCUUGAUAUCAUUGCCAAAUGAACUAGGUAACCUUAUAUCUUUGACUAUACUUGAUAUAUCUAGGUGCUCAAGCUUGGCAUCAUUACCAAUUGAACUAGGCAAUCUUACAUCUUUGACCACACUUAAUAUAUCCUGGUGCUCAGACUUGGUAUCAUUGCCAAAUGAAUUAGGCAACCUUAUAUCUUUGACUAUACUUGAUAUAUUUAGGUGCUCAAGCUUGAUAUCAUUGCCAAUUGAAUUAGGUAACCUUACAUCUUUGAUUAUACUUAAUAUAUCUAGGUGCUUAGGCUUGAUAUCAUUGCCAAAUAAACUAAGCAACCUUACAUCUUUGACUACACUUGAUAUAUCUGAAUGCUCAAAUUGGACAUUAUUGUCAAAUGAAUUAGGCAACCUUACAUCUUUAACUACACUUAAUAUAUCUAGUUGCUCAAACUUGGUAUCAUUGCCAAAUGAACUUCUCAACCUUACAUCUUUGAUUACACUUCAAAUAUCUUGGUGCCCAAGCUUGACAUCAUUGCCAAAUGAACUUGGCAACCUUACAUCUUUGACUACACUAAAUAUAUUUAGGUGCUCAUGCUUGACAUCAUUAUCAAAUAAAAUAGGUAGCCUUACAUCUUUGACUGUACUUAAAAUAUCUUGGUGUGCAAGCUUGAUAUCAUUGCCAAAUGAACUAGGCAACGUUACAUCUUUGACUACACUUAAUAUUUCUCGGAGCUCAAGCUUGACAUCAUUGCCAAAUGAAGUAGGUAACCUUAUAUCUUUGACUGUACUUAAAAUAUCUUGGUGUACAAGCUUGAUAUCAUUGCCAAAUGAACUAAGCAACCUUACAUCUUUGACUACACUUAAUAUAUCUCAAUGCUUAGGCUUGAUAUCAUUGCCAAAUGAACUUAGAAAUCUUAUGUCUUUGACUAUACUUGAUAUACAUGAAUGUUCAAGCUUGACAACAUUGCCAAAUGAAUUAGGCAACUUUACACUUUUGACUAUAUUUAAUAUAUCUAGAUGCUCAAGCUUGACAUCAUUGCCAAAUGAACUUGGCAACCUUAUAUCUUUGACUACACUUAAAAUAUCUUAA
Molecule: messenger RNA, 3463 nt
Organism: Physcomitrium patens
Lineage: Eukaryota; Viridiplantae; Streptophyta; Bryopsida; Funariales; Funariaceae
Source: RefSeq, a predicted model, not a curated record